Molecule: messenger RNA, 1087 nt
Organism: Pseudoliparis swirei
Lineage: Eukaryota; Metazoa; Chordata; Actinopteri; Perciformes; Liparidae
Gene: cdk2ap2
Product: cyclin dependent kinase 2 associated protein 2
Exons: 6
Coding region: 1-594 (197 amino acids)
Biological process (GO): regulation of microtubule cytoskeleton organization; negative regulation of G1/S transition of mitotic cell cycle
Cellular component (GO): microtubule; nucleus; cytoplasm
Source: RefSeq, a predicted model, not a curated record
AUGGUGAUCAGAGGUAAAGACAUCACGAGACUGCGGACCACGACCAGCAAAAUAGGUCUACCCGAACCAGCGGACACAAAAUUCAACCCGCGGCAACACUUCAAAAGUAGCCCAAUUCCGUGGGAAAACCGCGGACCUGGCAACACUGCAGCUCUCAGGAGCGCCUCCCCACCAGUGAAGCUGUAUCAGCACCGGGUCGACGGGUCGGAGGGCGGCGGCCCGGCGUACGGCGAGCCGCCCGCUGACAUCGGCGUGAGCUACAAACCCAUCGCGCCGGCGCCGUCCAGCUCCAACCACACGCCUCCAGGCUCCUCGGUGCCCUCCCCCUCCCCCUCUCUGCCCUCGUCAUCCACCUUCCGGCCGUCGUUCAGUGACUUCGGCCCCCCCUCCAUGGGCUUCGCUCAGCCCGUCAAAGUGUCUCAGGGCUCCACCUACAGCGAGCUGCUGUCCGUCAUCGAGGAGAUGAGCCGCGAGAUCCGGCCGACGUACGCCGGCAGCAAGAGCGCCAUGGAGAGGCUAAAGAGAGGUAUCAUCCACGCUCGUGCACUGGUCAGGGAGUGUCUCGCAGAGACGGAGAGAAGCGCCCGUACAUAACCGUCUCAUCGGCUCCUCCUCUUCCUCCUCCUCCUCUUCCUCCUCGCCGUCUGUCCUCUGCCAUCUUUUCCCUUUUUGCACUUUCUGUUCCAGCUUUUCAAACGGUGCCCGUUGUCUCCAUCGUUCCGGCGCGACACCAAACCGUUGUGUUCAAGUGCUCUGUGAACCGUGGGGUGUUUUCAAAAUGCAGUUUUGUAUCCAUUUUUUAAUUCGCCAGGUGGAUUUCUACAUUUUAAAGUCGAGCUGCGGGUAAAAAAAACAAUGAAAUGAACGUUCUCGUUUUUUUCUGGUCGUUCUUUUGUUAAUAUGGACAUUUUGAAUAUACCCCAUUUCUACCAACCCAUGAUUUUUCAUAUUUUGUAAUGUAAACACACAUUACCUGUUUCUCAAUCCCCAAAAUACUGUACAUCAAGGCAAUUUGUUAGGAUGGAAAUUUUGUAAACCGGAUUUUUGCAGUUAUCUAUAUAUCUUAAUUAAAUAACAGGAAAAAACA